AUAUUUUGGAUGAAUCUGAAAUCUUUUCUUAGCAUAGUGCAACAUUACCUGUGCUAGUGCAAUCUGUUCUUAGCAGAAACAAGAUAUGGCAUAUCUACAUCAGGACAAGCUGUGUUUAAGCAAUAUCCUGCACUUCAUUGAGCGUAGUCUAGCCAUUUGAGAAGGUUCGUAGCUUCGUAGUACAAGUCACGUCCUUGGUUGUCGCUUCGAGUAUAUAUGUAAAUUGAAAUUAAUUUCGCGAUCGCGUCAUUGCGUCGGUUUGUGCACGCAUACGGAGUCUGAGUCUGACUGAUGCUUGUAUCUUCGUUGCACACAUAAUGCAUUUAAACGCGCGUCAUCGCGAUGAGACAAUUUUAUGGCGUCUUCUCACGUGUUCAAAAACGAGCUCGUUACUGAUCAGCGAUGAUAACGUUUCGAAAAUAGGACUUUAUCUUUACGAUUUCAAUGAUAUGCUCGAAAACAGAUCGUAUAAUCAUACGUCUCGGCUCGGAAUUGAACGAUCUGUCUCUCUAUUAUGUUCACGUCGCUUUAUAUACGGCGAUCUGUAGCGCGAUAUGUUAGUCGCCAAGAAAAUUUGCUAGUCGAAAGACAACGGCUGUGUUAUUGGCAUAUUAUUUCUCAUAACCGACACUAUGGACGAGUCCAUCGGUAAACCAAUUACACUAUGUCUUUGGAGGAAUCUCGGAGAUCGCAGCGCCCGUACCGAUACGGUAUGGUUCUCCUGUGCGUCGGAGCUCUCAUAAACUGGUUGGGUUUGGCGGAGAACUAUGUCGAACCGGUGCGUUACGUCGGUGUCGCCUGCAUAGUUGCCGGGGCUCUCCUCAUUUGCGCCGCGAUGUGUUGUUGGCUGCACGCACCGCCAACUAGGACGAGCACGCACACGCAACAUACGAAUCAUCCGAUCACGGCACAGAUCGAUGAUCCAAUCCACGUGAUUUCCAUCGAGGAACCUUCGGUCUUGUCGAGACAGAAGCCGCCCGAUUACGAGGCGGUGACGGAUGCACCACCGAGCUACGACGAUGCCAUCAAGCUAAAUCCUAGUCAAUUAGUCAGGUUGAGCAAUGGUAGCACGCCGCCAUUAUCCUCAGGACAAAUUAUCCCGACGACCAUCAGUAUCGUUUCUCCUACGCUAACACCACCACCGCCGUACGCCAGGUGAGAUCGUAACGCUAGGAAUAGAGAGACCAAUAAAUACGAAGGUUUACGACGUGAGAACCGACGUCAAUUACGAAGAACGGUCAAGAGUUGCAGAUUGCAAACAAUAUGACCGUACGAUAAUUUCGUUGUUUGCUUUCGUCGUUGCGAAAUGCGUGAUACGUAACUGUAAAGCAUAUACGUAGCUGUGCAGAAUACGAUCUUGCCAGAGAAGAAGGGGGGAUUCGAGCCAUCCGAAAAUCGUUUGACAUUUCCACAAACAAGAAUCGAAUGAGGAUCUCUUUUUUGACAUCUCACAAAUUCCGAUUGUUUAGAUAAUUAAUUAUUGGACAAUUGUGGAACGUUGCUGGUACCAACGUCAUUCAGGACGAUUAAUUCUUCCUUUACAACUACGUUAUAGCUCUCCUGUUAUGAUUUAGAAAGAAACUGGGAAUCAUUAAACAGAUUUCAUUGAUCAUGACGAUAUCUGAGUUAACUCGAUGCGGUCUAAAGAAUUGCGAUCAUCAUUACUUUUUCAUUUGUUGAUCUCUCAUAAAGUAAUACGCGUGUGAGAAAGCGAAAACAGGUGAUAUGGUACACGAUAACGUACUGGCACACAAUGCACAAUUGCAAAGAUAGAGAUAUGUAUAUACCUUACUUUUUCAUUUUUAAUAUAAUUCGAUGACAGUCUCGACGAGAAUAUUCCUCGAUUAUAUCAUAACGUCCGCGUGCUUUCUAUCAAUUAUAUGCUUGCUUGGCCGUCUUGUAACAGCGAUAAUAAAGUAACAACUUUUAGCACUCGAACGUUACGUUCAGCUCGCGGUCCGCUGUUCAUUUAAUUUAAUGAUUCGAAUCGCAACUUAAUUGAUACCGUGCUAAUCUACAGAAAUGACAGACCCUUAAGAUUAAUUGACGGAGCAACUAUGCAAUUUAUACUAUAUACACAUUUAAUUUAUGAUGAUUGUUAUUGAAAAAUAAUAUAAAUAGAGAGAAUUGAAGAAAUACCGCUAAAAUACAUAUAAACCGCAUCCAUUUAUGCCUACAAUGUUAAAGUUUGUUAUAUUCGAAUUUAAUUCAUGUCAUUUUUAGAACAAAUAGCUUAAUUAUCGAAUCUAUUUUUAUAUAAGAUGAAUGGAAAAGCUCCGAUGAAUUUUUACAUUCUCGAGAAGGUCUGUUAUAAAUGCGACGAGUAUUCAAAGACAAUCGCAUCUUACAAUGGUCCAAAGAGGAAUCAUAAUAAUAGAGCAUUUAGCGCGUUGCGAGCUCAACUGCGUAUAAUUUACUGAAGAAUGUUCUUCUGCCAUAUCGUCUCAGUAUCUGUUUCUUUAACUACGCACACGCGCGCACAGUACACUUAUGCGAAAGCCAUUCGCACGUCCAUUUUUAUUGUGAUAUAUUAUACAUAUAUACGUAUUGAUAAUAUGAAGCAACACUAUCGAAUAUAAUGGCGAUGCUUGUAUUAUAAAAUAAGACUUUUUUAUAACAAAAAUGCAAAUAAAUAAUAUGAGAUUUUUCUAUGU
Formica exsecta is the source of this 2654-nucleotide messenger RNA. RefSeq lists its product as uncharacterized. The coding region runs from base 665 to 1159 and encodes 164 amino acids. The transcript is spliced from 4 exons. NCBI's taxonomy places the organism in Eukaryota, Metazoa, Arthropoda, Insecta, Hymenoptera, Formicidae. The record is from RefSeq and is a predicted model, not a curated record.